AUGCAUUUGUACAACGCGUAUCUUCUUCUGUUAAAAGGCGAGUUGGAGACAGAGUGGCUCCAAGCGGCUGGUCUUGGAUCACUAGCAGCGCCGUUCCAGGCCGGUCUGGAGGUCACCGAGGCCCAGCUGGGUGAAGCGGUCCGGCCUCUGCCCAGAGAACAGGCCGCUGCAGUCCGCAGACGCGUCAGGAGACUUAACAGAACUGUGAGGAGGAAGCGAGCUGCUUCCCGAGCCAGGAAACCUGACAUCCGAGAUGUAUUUAGAGACUUAGAGAACUCAAGUGGUAGUGAACCGCGGUCGCGCAGUGCGACUCCCGACUCAUUGGAUUCUCUGCCGAGCGGUGGCUCCGGCAGCCCGCCCGCCGAGUGGGCCGACGCUGCUACGCCACCAGACUUUGUCGACAGCUUCCCGUCCGUGGGCACACACACCCCGCUCGCGCGCACGCCGUCGGCGCCGGCGGGCGGGCGCCGCGCGCGCCUGUCGCCGCCAGCCGAGCCGCACUCGCCGCCGCUGCCCAUGCACGAACUCUUCAAACCAAACGACUUGCAUUGGGCUGAUAUUGCGAGUAAUACCGAGGGCAUCGAGCUCCUAGGUUACCAAAGAUACGGCACAGUUCAGGGACCGAGGAUAGGAAAAGAACGAAUCAAUGGAUCUAUACUCAAAGACAAUGAUCCAUUCAUUAACAAUAAGCACGCGGCCGUGUCUCGCGCCAAGAGUGCCGCGUCCGCUCAGCAGCCACUCAGCUUCGAACACAAGUUCAAUCUCGACAGACAAAUGCUCGACCAUGAGGAGGAAUGGCCUGAAGAGGAUAGUACAGUGGAUAUUGAGAGCAUCGGCGAGCCCCAGCUGAAGCGGCUACCGCCUCUACUGUGGCUGGAGCUGACCGCACUCUUCGACCGAUACUCCCUGCCCUUCCAGAAAAGGAAAUCGCCCAAGAAGAAGAGGAAAGAAGAGGGUUCAGUAUUUGGCGUAUCUCUGGAGACUCUGGUUCGCAAAGACAUGAUCUUGUGGGAGGAGACUUGGAGCUGUGCACCCAGUAUUGUGCGAGCUCUCGCCGCAGCGCUAGUACAACGCACUGCUGAUGAGGGCCUGCUUAGAGUGCCAGGAAACAAGCAAAAGAUCGAAGCGCUCUGCCAACUAAUCGAGCGACAAUGGUACUCCGACCGGUCCGCGGUGGAGGCUGCGUUGGCUCGCGCCAGCAGUCAUGACCUGGGCGCUGUGUUCAAGCGGUUGUUGCGCGCCCUGCCACAGCCACCUCUCACCCAGGAGCUCAUGAGGCUGUUCUAUCACACAUACGCCCUGAGUGGCACGACACAAGGGCGCGCCCUGAACCUGCUGGUGCUGCUGCUGCCGGCGGAGCAGCGCGCCACGCUGCGCGAGCUGCUGCGCCUGGUGCGCGAGAUAGUGGCGCGCCAGGACAUCAACAAGAUGACCGAACAUAAUGUCGCCAUGAUCAUCGCUCCCACGCUCUUCCCGCCGAGUCUGCUGAUCAAGCAGUCGGACAGCCUGGAGACGCAGCUGGCGACGGCGGCCAACAGCUGCCACGUGACGGAGGCGCUGAUGCGCUGGUGCGAGCAGCUGUGGCAGCUGCCCGCCUCGCUGCUGGACGCCGCGCAACGCAAGCACGCGCCGCGCCACCACGCGCCCCGCCGGCCACUCCACACCUGACUCGCGCGGCUACAGGCGCAGGGCCCGGGACCAGCUCCAACUGGCUUUCACAUCAAGUGAACAUUAAUUUUGACCUUAGCAUUCAAACUGUCAAGGUUAAAGUUUAUCAGAACGCCAGUUCCAGAGUAAAUUGUUUAAGAAGGACAAUUUUAAUUAGUGUAAGUGACCUCCAAACUCAAGGUCGAUUGGAUAGAAGAGCGCGCGAUCCGAUUCGAUGGAUGUCCAUUGAAUGGUGCUCACAAUAAGUAUUAUAUCGAAUAAGAACAAUUAUUAUAUCCAAUAUUAUUUUCAGUCAAAUUGUGCUGUGUUUAUUAUUAUUUUAUUCUUGAACAAUAUUUUAGACGAGUGAUAAUUACUUUAUGCUUACCUACAAUAAUUAUACUCCAGUAUGUUAUUUCGUAUAAUAAUGUGAAUAAGAUGCCAAAUAUUCAACCAUUUUUCUUAAUUAUAGUGAUAUUAUCAUUGUUCCAACUGAGAGGCUGAGUCUAACUGUUGAGUCUUCAAAAACAUUUGAGUGUAGUAGCCGGUCUUACAGAAAUGACGAGUAAAAUCUUAGUAUAAUAAAUAUAUUGUGAUUGUUCUCAGUAAGAUUAUUUACAUUUACAACGUCGUAACAUAAAGUUUAUAACAUUUUUGUGAGUGAUGAUUUUAUUGGGAACAAACUAAUUGAUUUACUUUGAAAAAAAAAGCUUGCAAAAGCUUGGUGCCAUCAAUGAUUUGGAUUCGAGGUUUUAUAUAAAAAUUCUUGACAUUUUGUAUAAUUUACAAGAAUAUUUAAUUAAUAACUAGAAACAAUUAAAUUUCGUUAAGAUAAUUGUAAAUUGUCGAUAUUUGAAAAUGUUAUUUAGGUGUUGCCACAUUAAAUUAACCACACAUAUUUCAGUAAUAUGUAUGUUACCUUUUUGGCAAUAAAAUAUAAACGGUUGUAAUAAUGGUGCCUUGCGUUGAUAUUAAGAUUGCACAAUUAUGUUAAAAACAUUGUAAAUACUAUAUACUUCGGUUUUUGUAAUAUAUUUUACCGAUACUAAGCAUGCAAAGACUGACUUGGUGUAUUAUUAUUAUGUAAUAUUAUUUUAUAAGUGUAUCUUCUUUUCAAAAUCAAUAAAAAUGCAUAUUACUUAUACUACUCUUUUAUUAUUUCAAAUGUAUCAAAUAACUUAGUUACAGUUACCUAGCUCCUUACGUUUUACUAGAACUAGAUUAACAGAAUUAAAAAACCAUUUCACUGACCAAAAUUCAUAACACAGUAAUAAACUCAGUAGAUAUUCACUUGUUCUGAUAUUGUGGCUACAAUAGAUUAUUUCUUCAUGUAUAAAACCAGUAUCUUGGUCCCAACCUGUUAUGGGUUCGUACUCCACAUUCAAGAAUUCAAAUUCUACUUGGUUACACAUCAUCAUUCAAAACACAACUGUCCACAAGUUCAUUAAUUAAUACUUAAAGUUCUUAAUCAAAUAAACAGCUUCAUUAUCAGCUCCACAAAGUAUCCGGCCUUUGUCACAGUGUAGGCUGUUGAUAGAUUUAUGUAGGGCCGGUAUCAAGGAGUUCACCAUCAUUGACUUCUUAUCUUGUAGUGGCAUCCACAUCACCUGGCCAUCAGGGCCUUUGGAACUCUUUGUCAUGGCUUCCAUGUUCCACUCCCAUAAUUCUCCGGAUACAGAACAUGUAAGGAGCUUGUGAGGGUUUUCUGGAUGGAACUGCAUUUCUGAUACUCCUGCGGAAUGAGCAUUCACUAAAGACGUAGGGAAGGAGUUCAUUCGCAAGUCCCAGACUGCGAGGGCUCCUGAUUCACUCCCUGCGAGGAUAAUAUGUGGUUGUGUUGGGUGAUGGAUGAUACAAGUAGCGGCUAAUUCAUCCCCUGCAAGUAAGAAUGCAGCUGAUGGCUUGUUGUUUGUAGAUCUUACAUCCCAUAUCUUCAUAUGUCCUCUCACAUUACCAGUUAUAACCUGGAAUCGAAUUAAAUUUUUUUAUUGACACUAAUUGAAAUGGGAAUACACAUAUAAUAUACAGAGAAAUGAACAAGAACUUUAACAUUUAAAAGAUCUUAUUGCCAAAUUAGUGAGAAAAGAACUUUGGAAAUUUCCAACUUCUGAAUAUGUAAUAAAUUAUUAUGAAAUAAUAGUGAGUGGUACAAACAUGUACCUGUAACUUACUUCAGUGUGUUUGAUAAAACAGAUGGAAUGUAGGGAGCAGCUGUCAGCUCCCUUGAUGGAAUGCAUCACCUCUCCCCGCCUGCCACUCAGUAUGUUCACAUUGCCAUCCUCACCAAUGGUGGCAAUGUCACCUUCCAGGGUGUCCAGUGAUGUGCAGGAACAUUGUUCUGCA
Messenger RNA from Spodoptera littoralis (African cotton leafworm), 3990 nucleotides. The record is from the annotation of a GenBank genome assembly. NCBI's taxonomy places the organism in Eukaryota, Metazoa, Arthropoda, Insecta, Lepidoptera, Noctuidae.